AUGUUUUUGGCUCAUCAAAUGCUUCUGCAAUUUCUCUCACUUCAGAAGCCACCACCAUUGAUCAACACCUCCUUUCUUCUCAAGUGUACAACCAUCACCUCUUCGUUGCAAUUCGAUGACCAUGGCAAGAACACGAAGAAAAGAAGAACAAACUCAUCUAUGAGUGCUAUGGAGAAAGAAUCCCAUUUUGAAUUGGACCCGGAUAAGGCCAGGGAAGCACUUGCAGAGCUCGAUCAACAGCUUCAAUCACUCUCUCAGAAGCAAGUCACUCCUUCCAAGGAUAGAAGACAGAGAGGGUUGGUAGCUGAAGUACUUACCAUGUUAAGCAUUCACUAUCCCUUGGCUUUUGUCUUUGGACUCCUAGGCAACAUCUUCUCCUUCAUGGUGUUUCUUGCACCCUUGCCAACAUUUUAUAGAGUUUACAAGAAGAAAUCAACAGAAGAGUAUCAAUCAUUGCCAUAUGUGGUUGCACUAUUAAGUUCAAUGCUGUGGAUCUAUUAUGCAUCCUUGAAGCCCAAUGCUUAUUUUCUUAUUACAGUUAACUCAAUUGGGUGCAUCUUGGAAAGUCUCUAUACUGUCACUUACAUGGUUUAUGCACCCAAGAAACAAAGGAUUAUGACUGUCAAGCUUCUGGUCUGGAUGAAUUUGGGCUUCUAUAGUUUGAUCUUUCUCCUAACUUUCUUUUUACUGAAAGGCUCAAACCGUGUCCAAUUUCUUGGAUGGGCUUGUGAUGUCUUCUCUGUGGGAGUCUUCGCAGCCCCUUUAAGUGCUGUGAGACUGGUCAUACGUACCAAGAGUGUCCAGUUCAUGCCAUUCUCCUUAUCUCUGUUACUGACUAUCAGCGCAAUAAUGUGGUUCUCCUAUGGUGUUCUACUGAAGGACUUGCAUAUUGCUCUUCCAAACAUACUGGGUUUCAUCAUGGGAGUGAUUCAGAUGGUUCUAUAUGCCAUGUACAAGGACUCUAACAAGAUUAAAGAGGAGAAGAAGCAAGAACAGCAUGAUCACUUGAGUGAUGUUGGUAAGCUAACUGCAAUAGUAUGUUCGGAGGUGAAUCCUUUUAAGAUCGAUCCAAAGUCCCCAGAUGAUGAGGUGAAUAAAGUGGGCAGUGAUGAUCAAAACAUGCAAGUUAAUGAUGAUCAUCAGUUUGCAGAGAAUGAUGAAGGCUGUAAGAUUCACAUCACAACUCCCAUGGAACUCCAAAUACGCCAAUGUCAAGUUUGA
Messenger RNA from Macadamia integrifolia, 1221 nucleotides. Its product is annotated as bidirectional sugar transporter N3-like. Gene Ontology annotation, molecular function: sugar transmembrane transporter activity. The coding region runs from base 1 to 1221 and encodes 406 amino acids. Gene Ontology annotation, cellular component: membrane. Gene Ontology annotation, biological process: carbohydrate transport. The record is from RefSeq and is a predicted model, not a curated record. The transcript has 7 exons. NCBI's taxonomy places the organism in Eukaryota, Viridiplantae, Streptophyta, Magnoliopsida, Proteales, Proteaceae.